Exaiptasia diaphana is the source of this 760-nucleotide messenger RNA. RefSeq names its product actin-related protein 2/3 complex subunit 3. Bases 81 to 614 code for a protein of 177 amino acids. Gene Ontology annotation, biological process: regulation of actin filament polymerization; Arp2/3 complex-mediated actin nucleation. NCBI's taxonomy places the organism in Eukaryota, Metazoa, Cnidaria, Anthozoa, Actiniaria, Aiptasiidae. Gene Ontology annotation, cellular component: cytoskeleton; Arp2/3 protein complex. The transcript has 8 exons. Gene Ontology annotation, molecular function: actin filament binding. The record is from RefSeq and is a predicted model, not a curated record.
AAGGAAUGCUGGGUAAUAUGGGAGUUUACUUCCUCUGAGAAUCUUAUUGAAGUUUGUGCUGAUUAUUUUUGUUUUUCAACAUGCCUGCUUAUCAUUCGAGUUURGAAGCGAGUUUGUCGAUUGGCAAUAUGGCGCUGCUUCCAGUCAAUACGAACUUCAAGGGCCCAGCUCCUCCUGGUCCUCAAAGUGGACCAGAUAUCAUAGAUGAAGCUUUGUACUAUUUUAAAGCUAAYGUUUUCUUCAAAACAUAUGAAAUUAAGAGUGAAGCAGACAGAGUCCUUAUCUACCUCACUCUCUAUAUUACUGAAUGUUUGAAAAAACUCCAAAAGGUUCAAGGCAAAGAACAAGCUAAAAAAGACAUGAAAAACCUUGCAAUAAGCAACUUUGAUUUGCCUGGAGAUGCACGAUUCCCUUUGAAUGCCAUGUAUCAAAAACCUUCAAGCAAACAAGACGCAGAUCAAAUGAGAGCAUACCUCUUACAAUUGAGACAAGAGCUAGGACAGCGACUUGUUGAAAAAGUUUUUGACCCRCAAACUGAGAGACCAUCAAAGUGGUGGAUGUGUUUUGUUAAGAGAAAAUUCAUGGAUAAGAGCUUAUCAGGCCCAGGCCAGUGAAAAGUACACAGGAAUUCCAAAGCAUUAUUAAAAGUAAUUAAAGCAGUCAAGAUCUAAAUGUGCCAGAUUAAUUUGUACAUUUGAUAAAUUUUUUUGCCAAUCAAUGUAUUAAAGGUAUGUUUUUAAUAAAAGAUAGUUGAAGUAUA